AUGGACUAUGCAACUGCUCAGUCAAAAGACUUUUCCUACUCAUUUUUCUUGACGAAAGACAUUGAUUUGUUAUUACCUGUUAAAAUAGCGACUAUUGAGGGAUCUCGCGAAAAGAAACCGUUUACAGAGUUGCUUGAGAAUCCUGCUCUUAAAUUUACUGGACUUCAAACUAGUGAUUACUCGGAUAUAUAUGUAACAUGUCAGAUUUUCGCUGAGAAUAAACCAUUAACUGUGCCGAUACAAACUUCUUACAAAUCUUUCGAAAAUAGAUGGGCAUGGAAUGAAUGGCUAGUGCUUCCAAUUAAAUUUCGUGAUCUCCCAGUCACCGCACAGAUGGCACUCACUGUCUGGGACAUCCAAGGUCCACGAAAAGUAGAUCCCAUCGGCGGCACCACAUUUCGUCUGUUUGGAAAGAAUAAUUCUUUGAAAGAAGGUAAACACAAGUUAUAUCUAUGGCCAGACCAGGAAGCUGAUGGAUCUGUACAUACGACAACGCCAAGUAAAAUUUUUGAUCGAGGGGAAAUGGAUCGCUUGGAAAAGCUUAUAAAGCGAUAUGACAAAAAUGAUAUAGACAGGCUCGAAUGGCUAGACAAUUUAGCUUUUCGUCAAAUAGAAAAAAUAAAUCAGCGAGAAUCAGCAAAAUCAAAAAAACUGUAUCUUUACAUAAUACUGCCAAAAUUCGAAGAUUUUCCAGCAAUUUUCAGCGAACCGGAAUACGAACUAUCAGUUGCCCCUCCUUUAUCCACUACUACAGUCCCAAAUCAACUUGUUCCUUCAACCAUAAUUGAUUCUAGCAUGAAUAUUAUUGUUGAUCCGGAAAUCACUCAUGAAAACCCCGUUGAAGCCAAGCAUAGACGUUUAGUCAGAAGUCAUCGUAAUGGGCCUCUGGAUCGAGAUCUUAAACCUAACGCGAAAAUUCGAGAUGAAUUAAAUCAAAUCUUAAAAUAUCCUCCUACUCAAUCUUUGAAAGCCGAGGAAAAAGAUCUGCUUUGGAAGUUCAGAUUUUAUUUAACACGUGAUAAAAAAGCACUCACUAAAUUUUUGAAAUGUGUUCUGUGGACUGAUCCCACCGAAGCAAAACAAGCAGUCGAUCUUUUAUCACAAUGGGCUGAUAUUGACGUAGAUGACGCUUUAGAACUAUUAGGUGCCAAUUUUAUAAAUCGUGCGGUUAGAAGAUACGCAGUUCGACAACUUCAAAAGGCUGAUGAUGAUGAACUUCUGUUAUAUCUCUUGCAACUUGUACAAGCAUUCAAAUUUGAAAAUAUCAGUGAAAAAUCAAGUUCAACGAAUGAAUCCAGUUUGGUUUCAUUUUUAAUCGAUCGAGCUAUAAAGAAUCCUAUACUGGGAAAUAAUUUUCAUUGGUAUCUUAUGGUCGAAUGCGAAGAUAAGCUUUUUGGGAAAAGGUACGCGAAAGUUGCCUUUCAAUACAUGACUGCUAUGGAAAAGAGUCCUUCAGGAAAACAGCGUCGUGAAAUACUGAAACGACAAGGGUACCUCAUUGAAACAUUAUCAAAAAUCUCAAAAAGUAUUUAUGAUUUGAAAGAUACUAGACCUAAAAAGAUUGAAAUGCUUAGAGCUUCGAUAGCAGAUCCCAAAAAUGGACUUUUAUCUUUCCCACCUUUACCGUUGCCAUUAGAUGCGGGCGUCCAGGUUACGGGUAUAAUUCAAGAAAAAUGCACCGUAUUCAAAAGCAGCUUACUUCCUUUAAGUCUUGUCUUUAAUUGUGUGGAUAACACGGAGUAUCCCAUAAUCUUCAAAACAGGCGAUGACCUUCGUCAAGACCAACUUGUCAUUCAAAUUAUCACGCUUAUGGACAAGCUGUUACGUAAAGAAAAUUUGGAUCUUAAGUUGAAACCUUACAAAGUAUUAGCAACAAGUUCAGAUCACGGCUUGAUGCAGUUUAUACCUUCUUCCUCACUGGCAAAUAUUUUGAGUGAAUACAAUGGAAGUCUCUUGCUAUAUCUCAAAGCUCAUCAUCCGGACGAAAAGGCACUAGCGACUUAUGGCGUGAAUCCGGAAGUAAUGGAUACUUAUGUGAAAAGCUCUGGUUACUGCGUCAUAACUUAUCUUUUGGGAGUUGGAGAUCGUCAUUUAGAUAAUUUGUUGCUUUCUCCUGAGGGCCAUGUUUUCCACGUUGACUUUGGAUUUAUUCUUGGACGUGAUCCAAAACCAUUCCCCCCUCCUAUGAAGCUCUGUAAAGAAAUGGUAGAAGCAAUGGGCGGUGCAAAUUCAAGCCACUAUCAACGUUUCAAAAGCUUUUGUUAUGUAGCAUUCAAUAUUCUAAGAAAAAAUGCAAACUUAAUUCUAAAUCUUUUCGCAUUGAUGGUUCAUGCUAAUAUUCCGGAUAUUAAGAUUGAGCCUGAUAAAGCUGUUUGGAAGGUUCAAGAAAAAUUUCGCUUGGAUCUUACGGAAGAAGAGGCGAUUAAGUUUUUCCAGAAUUUAAUAAAUGAUUCCGUUAGUGCACUCUUUCCACAAGUUAUUGAAACUAUCCAUAAGUGGGGUCAAUAUUGGCGUAAAUGA
Molecule: messenger RNA, 2520 nt
Organism: Ambispora leptoticha
Lineage: Eukaryota; Fungi; Glomeromycota; Glomeromycetes; Archaeosporales; Ambisporaceae
Source: the annotation of a GenBank genome assembly